Messenger RNA from Saccharomycodes ludwigii, 1494 nucleotides. RefSeq names its product Nem1-Spo7 phosphatase catalytic subunit NEM1 (gene NEM1). Gene Ontology annotation, molecular function: protein serine/threonine phosphatase activity. The record is from RefSeq and is a predicted model, not a curated record. Bases 1 to 1494 code for a protein of 497 amino acids. NCBI's taxonomy places the organism in Eukaryota, Fungi, Ascomycota, Saccharomycetes, Saccharomycodales, Saccharomycodaceae. The transcript has a single exon.
AUGAAUGCCAUAAGUCUUAUAACAAACUAUAUUCCUAAUAUACCACCAAUAAAACAAAAUAACAACAAAAAUAAUGAUAAUAGCACACUCAAAGAGCAAAACGAUAUAACUAAUAUUGAUUUACACAGCGAUAAUAAUGCAAAUGAUGAUAACAAGUUCACUCAUGAAUCAACUAAAAAGGAAAUUGAUAGCCAGGCGAAUUUGGUAAAACCACAAAGUGGCACUACAAAUAAUGACAAUACUGCUACCGGAUUUAACCCACUUCCAAACAAAUGCAUUGUCGAUCAAAAAAUUAAUACCUGCACAGAUCAAGAAUAUCAAGGACAAAAUGAAAUAAUUAAGAAGGGAGAGAGCACUCCUUUACUUCUAGCAAAAACACAAAUGAAAAAAAAUGAUACAGAUUUCGACCCUAAAAAAACAAAAAAAAUUGUAAUUAUUUGGAAAAUUAUAAUAUUUCUGCCCAAUCUAUUGAUUUUAAAACCGGUUCUUUUUAUUUGGUUUAUUAUAACUUUCCCAAUAACCAUUUUUGAAAAGCCCAACAUUUCUAAUAAUGAAGUCCCCGCAUUAUCAUCUACUACUACUACUAAUACUACUACACUUAAUAAUGAUAAAGACAUUGCUAAUAAUGAUAAUACGAGUAAUACAAACAAUAAUAUUACAAUAACACUUGCAUCUAAAGCUGAUAAUGUGAUUAACUCUACAUUUCCAAUUAUAGAAGAGAAUUUGAGUAAAAACAGUUCGAUAACGCUAGAAAAAGAUACCAAUAAAAGUGCAAAUAAUAGCAUGAAUGAAACAAAAAAUUCAAUAUACAGUAAGAAAUUUGGAAGAUUUUUCUUUCCAAAAAAGCUAAUACCGAAUUCGAUAAUAAAUAACAGUAGAAAAAAAAAGACCCUAAUAUUGGAUUUGGAUGAAACUUUAAUUCAUUCAAUGUCAAGAACAACGUCAUCGCCAAAUAUUUUAAACAACAGCCAGCAGGCACAAGUAAUUGAAGUACAACUAAAGCUUCCUUCGUCUCCGAGUGGUACCAGUCGAAACACAAUCGCUAAUUCUAAAAUGAUAUCUACAUUGUAUUAUGUCCUAAAAAGACCAUACUGUGAUUUAUUUUUGAAUAAAGUUAGCGCCUGGUACAACGUGGUUAUUUUUACUGCGUCAAUUAAAGAGUAUGCUGACCCGGUGAUAGAUUGGUUGGAGAGCAGCACCAAGGUGCGAAUUGCUAAAAGAUUAUAUAGGACUGAUUGCUUGCUGAAAGAUGGAUUAGGUUACGUCAAAGACUUGAAUAUUUUGAAUCAAAGCUUAAAUGAUAUAAUCAUUAUUGAUAAUAGCCCUAUAAGCUAUUAUCUGCACUUGGACAAUGCUGUUCAUGUGGAAGGAUGGAUUAAUGAUCCAAGUGAUACAGAUUUAUUACAACUAUUGCCACUAUUAGAGGCCUUGCGCUUCACCACCGAUGUUCGUAACAUUUUGUGUCUCAAAAAUGGAGAAGAUGCAUUUAAUUGA